CCUUCCCCCUUUCUCCCCGUACGGUUUGCGCGGGUGCUUCGCUUACCGUCGCGGCCUCACCCAGCAGGUGGCGCUGUGGGGCGAGCGGGCCGCCGCGGAGGCCCUUCUGUUUCCUUCUUCCUGCGCACCGGGCGCCCGGACCCGACGGAGUGCCACGUCCUUAGUGCAGCGGCGGCGAGGAGGGCGGGGCGCGCGCGCGUGCGUGAGAAGCCGCCGCCGCUGCUGCUGCUGCUGCUGCUCCCGCCGCCGCCGCCGCCUCUGCUGGGCCUGAGCCAUGGGGUCGUCGCAGAGCGUGGAGAUCCCCGGCGGAGGCACCGAGGGUUAUCACGUCCUGCGAGUGCAGGACAAUUCACCAGGACAUAGAGCUGGAUUGGAGCCAUUCUUUGACUUUAUUGUUUCUAUUAACAGUUCAAGACUGAAUAAAGACAAUGACACACUCAAGGACCUGUUGAAAGCAAACGUGGAAAAGCCUGUCAAGAUGCUGGUGUACAGCAGCAAAACGCUGGAGCUCCGAGAGACCUCAGUAACUCCCAGCAACAUGUGGGGAGGGCAGGGGCUGUUGGGAGUGAGCAUUCGCUUUUGCAGUUUUGAUGGGGCCAAUGAGAAUGUCUGGCAUGUGCUGGAAGUUGAACCAAAUUCUCCUGCGGCACUCGCGGGUCUUAGACCCCAUAGUGACUACAUAAUUGGUGCAGAUACUGUCAUGAAUGAGUCUGAGGAUUUAUUCUCCCUUAUUGAAACGCAUGAAGGCAAACCAUUAAAACUUUACGUAUACAACACAGACACUGAUAAUUGCCGGGAAGUGGUUAUCACCCCAAACUCAGCAUGGGGAGGAGAAGGAAGCCUAGGCUGUGGCAUUGGCUAUGGAUACCUGCAUCGAAUACCUACACGCCCUUUUGAAGAGGGAAAGAAAAUUCCUCUUCCGGGACAGUUGCCCAGUACACCUCUUACUCCACUCAAAGAUGGAUUUACAGAAGUUCAGCUGUCUUCGGUUAACCCCCCAGCUUCAUUACCUCCUGGAACUACAGGCACCGAGCAGGGCCUGGCCGGGCUUUCCAUCAGCUCCACGCCUGCUGUCACGAAUGUGCUCAAUACAGGUGUUCCCACAGUACCAUUGUUGCCACCCCAAGCAAACCAGGCUCUUCCUCCAGUUAACCCAGCAGCUACAGCACCAGGUUUGAUGCCUUUACCUGCUGGACUUCCCAAUCUUGCUAAUAUCCCAAACCUGAAUUUACCUGCCCCACACCUAAUUCCUGGUCCUGGAGUAGCAGACAUUGGACAUUCUGGAUUGCCACCACUCUUUUCCAUGCCUCCAAUAAACCUCGCUGGAAUCACACCUCUGUCGCCGGAAUUUCUUACACAGUUUCCACUGGUUACUGAGGGGUCCACACGGGCUACGGAUCUGCUCACCUCUGCUCCUCAGGGCGGGAGCAUGCCUGCCAACCCUGGCAUCACUGUGGGUGUGGAGCAGACCCCCGCAUUUCACCUGGAUGCCACCGCUGCCGCUCCUCCUCCCAUCACCACAACUGUUUCCAGCGAUCCUGCUGCCAGGGCUUCUGCUCCCGAAGACCGGGGAGACGGGGCAGCCUCGUCCACUGAGAAGCCAGCCUCCUCGGCCACAGAGACAGCAGCUUCUGAAUCAUCGUAACUUCAGCUGAAUGGUUGGAUUGGGCUUGGUGUAUUUAUUCAGCUAUGGGAUAAAUAUUAAAAAAUGCAAACUACCAUUAAUUCCAUGCUAGUUUGUAUUUUGCUGUUAGGAUUCCUGUAAAUAUACUGAGGGUGACUGAAGGGUCUGGGAUUUUUAUGACAGGCUUGGUGUAAAGCAGGGUAAGGGAGAAGGAGUGCGUAUAUUUAAAAGAAAGAAAGAAAAUAUCAAAAGUAGAAUACGCAGACUUCAGCUGCCAAAAUUUAAGGUAUUUUUUUAAAGCCUGAUUCAAUCUGACUUUAUAGUAGGCCUCCUUGCUUACUUUUUCCCUCAUGUUUUGCUUCUGUUAGAAAUGAAGCAGUUCAUGCUUGUGGCAUUUGAGACCCAUAUUUCUUGUACUUUGCAAGAAUUAGAAUCUUGGUGAUACAUUGUGAAGGGGUAAAAGUGUUUACUUUUGUCCAAGUUGUACAUUUUAGCACUAUAAAGACCUUCAAACUAAAACGGUUUUAUUAAAAAAAAAUCAGAGUGUGACUUGUCAAUUCAGCAUCAUUUUAAAAUCUGCUUGUAUGCAGAUAUUUCUCUUGAGCUUCUGCCUGCCCUUACUGGAAUUUAAGCACUGCUGCUUUGCUUUAAAGCCCACUGCUGGAAAGCAUUUUGAUGAAAACAAGGAAAAAACUGGUAACACUGAGGGAGCUCAAAAGCAGAAGAAUGAAACUCUUGACUUUUUUGUAAAGCAAGUUAUAUGGAGAGACCUUACAUAAUGGCAAUAAAUUCUGAGAAUUUUA
This is a messenger RNA of Varanus komodoensis (Komodo dragon), 2427 nucleotides long. RefSeq names its product golgi reassembly stacking protein 2 (gene GORASP2). The record is from RefSeq and is a predicted model, not a curated record. The transcript is spliced from 10 exons. Gene Ontology annotation, molecular function: protein binding. Gene Ontology annotation, cellular component: Golgi apparatus. Lineage: Eukaryota; Metazoa; Chordata; Lepidosauria; Squamata; Varanidae. The coding region runs from base 275 to 1645 and encodes 456 amino acids. Gene Ontology annotation, biological process: Golgi organization.